This is a messenger RNA of Zingiber officinale, 4054 nucleotides long. Its product is annotated as DNA-directed RNA polymerases IV and V subunit 2-like. Gene Ontology annotation, cellular component: RNA polymerase II, core complex. The coding region runs from base 316 to 3780 and encodes 1154 amino acids. The transcript has 8 exons. The record is from RefSeq and is a predicted model, not a curated record. NCBI's taxonomy places the organism in Eukaryota, Viridiplantae, Streptophyta, Magnoliopsida, Zingiberales, Zingiberaceae. Gene Ontology annotation, biological process: DNA-templated transcription. Gene Ontology annotation, molecular function: DNA binding; ribonucleoside binding; DNA-directed RNA polymerase activity.
CCGUACUAAACCCUAUCGCGCACCGAUAUGACAAUUACCAACUCUGAGGGCAUCUUCCCGGCGGCGAGCUGCUUCGCCUGCACCCCCGAAGAAGAGAGAGAAACUAUUAUGUGACUGCUUUCUUCAGCUUCUGAUUGAUUGCCGUUUUCGAUCCUUGUUGAUCAAUCUGAGCCUAAUCGACCACAGUUUUGAUAUCUGAAACUCGGGCCAUCAUAAACCCUCGAUACUUCGUUCAUAGCUUCCCUCACGCUAACUAGGGUUCCUCUUUCCACCCUUUUCGAGAUUUCUGCUUCUCCGGAGUCGUUCUUUAAGGAAAUGGAAAAGGAGAGUGAUUUGUGGAUGGAAAAAUUCUGCAAAGACGCCGCAAGGGCCUUCUUCAAAGAGUGGGGUCUUCUUAGCCAUCAGAUCAAUUCCUACGACGAUUUUAUCGAACAUGGCCUCCAAGAUCUGUUUGACACUCUCGGAGACGUUGUCGUAGAACCAGGCUAUGACCCAUCCAAGAAGGGAUCUGAAGGCUGGAGACAUGCGGCUAUCAGUUUCGGUAAUGUCAGGCUUGAGAAGCCUGAGUUUUGGCCUGAAAGUAACGAUGUGCACGAUACCUCACUGAAAUUACUACCGAAACAUGCUCGCCUUCAGAACAUGACAUAUUCUUCUCAGCUAAAAGUUGAAGUCAGAGUUCAGACAUAUGUGCAAGAGAAAAAUGACAAAGCCAAGUCUGGCAAUGACCUAUAUAUUCAGAAAAGGGUAUUGGGUGACACAAAAAGGGAAAUCACCAUAGGAAGGUUACCUGUCAUGGUCAAUUCAAACCUUUGCUGGCUGAAGACUCUUGACAAAAGUGAUUGCAUCUUUGAUUCUGGUGGUUACUUUUUAAUUAAAGGGAUGGAGAAGACUUUCAUUGCACAAGAACAAAGAUGUUUGACAAGACUCUGGGUGGUAGAUAAACCUUCUCCAACAGUUUCUUAUUUAUCAGAAGUCAAACAAAAAAGAAUAUAUGUGAAACUUAUUGAAGCUCCCAAAGUUGAAGGGUUCAAUGGAGGCAGACAUAUUAGCUUCUACUUCUUCUUUGCCACAAUGCCAAUCUGGGUUAUGUUUUUUGCUCUUGGUGCAUUAUCAGAUAAAGAUGUUUUUGAAAUGAUUGAUCUUGAAGGAUGUGAGGCUGGUAUGACUGACAUAAUAUUAGCAACUAUUAAGGAUGCUGAAGAACAAUUUGAGGGUUUCCGUAGCAUAGAUAAGGCUUGCCAGCACAUAGAUACACUGGUUAAGAAUGCAAAGUUCCCUCCUACUGAAUCCUUUGAUCAAUAUGUUUCUAAGUAUCUCUUUCCAAAUAUUGCUGGGCAUAGGUCAAAAGCUCUUUUCUUAGGAUAUAUGGUUAAAUGUCUCUUACUAUCUUCUGUUGGUAAGAGAAAAUGUGACAACAAAGAUGAUUUUAGGAACAAGAGGUUGCACUUAGCCGGUGAACUUCUGGCUAGGGAGUUAAGGACACAUGUUAGACAUGCUGAGAGGCGAAUGGUUAAAACUAUGCAGAGAGAUCUAAAUGGAGAUAAUAGUUUGCAACUAAUUGAGCGUUAUUGGGAUGCAUCUAUAAUUACAAAUGGUCUUAAUCGGGCUUUUACAACUGGUGCAUGGACUCAUCCAUACAAAAAGGCUGAGAGGUCAUCAGGCAUAGUGGCAACCCUUAGAAGAACCAAUCCUCUUCAAAUGAUUUCUGACAUGAGAAAAACACGUCAGCAGGUUUUAUAUGCAGGGAAGGCUGGUGAUGCUAGAUAUCCAAAUCCAUCGUACUGGGGGAAAUUGUGUUUUUUAUCAACACCAGAUGGGGAGAACUGUGGGCUUGUAAAAAAUUUAGCUGUCACAGCUGUUGUUAGCUCUAAAGUAUUGCAACCUAGUGUUGAUAACUUGAUGGAAUGUGGAAUGAAAAAACUGGAUGAAGUAUCUCUAGAGUCAAUGAGAAAUAUGGGUAAAGUAUUUCUGAAUGGUGACUGGGUUGGAGUUUGUUCAGACAUGAGCUCAAUUGCUGAUAGACUCAGAUGUAUGCGUCGUGGCAAACAAAUUGAUCCCCAGGUUGAAAUAAAAAUAGACAAACACCAAAAGGAAGUCCGUAUAUUUACUGAUGCUGGGAGAAUUCUAAGACCUCUUUUGAUUGUAAAAAACUUGAAGAAAAUUAGGGAACUGAAAGGAGGAGCCUGUUCGUUUUCAUAUCUCAUGGAGCAGGAAAUCAUAGAACUCAUCGGCGUUGAGGAAGAGGAAGAUUGCCAAACUGCAUGGGGAAUCAAGUCUUUUUUUGCAGCUAAUGAAGGGAGUUCUCUGAAGUACUCCCAUUGUGAGCUUGAUCCAUCCUUCUUAUUAGGCUUAAGUUGCAGUAUUACUCCUUUUGCUAACCACAACUUUGCUAGAAGAGUUUUGUAUCAGGCUGAGAAGCACUCUCAUCAGGCAAUUGGCUUCUCCACAGUAAAUCCAAGUAUUAGAGUUGACACUCUUUCUCACCAACUGUAUUAUCCUCAGAAACCUCUUUUUAGAACAGUAGUAUCUGAGUGCCUUUUUAGCACUAGUUCUUCCGUUGGCAGAAAAGACACCAUUGCUAGACCGGAAUAUUACAACGGUCAAAAUGCUAUUGUCGCAGUCAAUGUUCACCAAGGGUUCAAUCAAGAGGAUUCAUUGGUCAUGAAUAAGUCUUCUCUCGACCGUGGAAUGUUCCGUACCGAACACUUCAGGAGUUACAAAGCUGAGGUUGAAAAUAAGGUUCUUUCUAAACGUCUAAAGCUGAAGGAGAAAGUAGAUUUUGGUAAAAUUGAUAGUAAAAAAGGGCGUGUUGAUAGUCUAGAUGAUGAUGGUUUUCCCUAUGUUGGUGCGAGCCUACAAAGUGGUGACAUUGUGAUUGGUAAGGUGUCAGAGUCAGGAGAAGAUCAUAGUAUCAAGCUAAAACACACCGAAAAAGGGAUGGUCCAAAAAGUAGUGCUUGCUGCAAAUGAUGAAGGAAAGAACUUUGCAGUUGUUACUUUGAGACAGGUUCGAUCACCUUGUUUAGGGGACAAAUUUUCUAGCAUGCAUGGUCAGAAAGGUGUCGUUGGUUUCCUGGAAACACAAGAGAAUUUUCCUUUCACAUGUGAAGGCAUAGUUCCAGACAUUGUCAUAAACCCUCAUGCUUUUCCAACUCGGCAGACUCCUGGUCAGCUUCUUGAAGCUGCAUUGGGAAAAGGAAUUGCAUGUAGAGAUUCUACAAGAUAUGCUACACCAUUCUCAACUGCUUCAGUUGAUGACAUUGCAGAUCAGUUGCACAGGUCUGGCUUCUCUAGAUGGGGUUCCGAAAGGGUUCUAAAUGGUCGGACUGGUGAAAUGAUGAGCUCUAUGAUCUUCAUGGGUCCUACUUUCUAUCAGCGAUUAAUCCAUAUGGCUGAAGAUAAGGUAAAGUUCAGGAAUACUGGACCAGUUCACCCACUGACAAGGCAACCUGUAGCAGACCGCAAGAGGUUUGGUGGAGUAAAGUUUGGAGAGAUGGAGCGCGAUUGUUUGCUUGCCCAUGGAGCAGCUGCCAACCUUCAUGAGCGGCUGUUUAUGCUCAGUGACUUCUCUCAGAUGCAUAUCUGCCAGAAAUGUCACCGUGCUGCCAAUGUUAUCUUGCGGCCUGUGCCGGGAGGCAAAAAGAUCCGUGGUCCAUAUUGCAAUUUUUGCCAAUCCGGAGAGAACAUUGUCCGAAUCAACGUGCCUUACGGUGCCAAGCUUCUGUACAUGGAGCUUUUUAGUAUGGGAAUUUGUCUCAAGUUCGAGACGGAGUUAUGUUGAUGAAGCUUUGCUUCUAGAUCUGGCUUUGUCUUAUCAUGUGCAUUUGUGUAACCCAGAUCUCAUGUGGCUAAACCUAACUAAUAUGUAGGUUUUUUUUUUUUUUUUCACUUCGUUAGGUUUCAUGAUCCAUUAUGUCUAGAAUGACAAAUCUAUGUCUAGAAAUAGAAUGACAUUAAGUACUGGGUGUUGCCACUGAUCUCAUUUUGCUGUAUUGUAAAUAUUCCUCGGGCUGAUACAUUGUACUUUGUUAUUUUAGUGUUUUUUUUCUUGAAAA